AGUCUACACUCCACAGUCCCUGGCUACCAGAGGUCUACGGUCCUUCAGUGACUCUCACUGUAACCAUGAAGCUGGUGUUCCUGCUCGCCUGUCUUCUGGCGGUGGCCGUCGCCAGCGGCUACUACGACGAUGACGACUACGACUACGGCUACGGCUACGGCCGCUACGGCGGCUACAGCCGACACUACGGGUACAGUCGGUACUACCCCGGAUACGGCCGCGGAUACGGAUACAGCCGGCACUAUGGAUACAGCCGGCGCUACCCAGGCUUUGGAUAUAAAUACUUCUUCUAAACGGAGCUCAGCAAGACAGCCUAUGGCAGCGUCACCCGUUCAAAACUGCCGGCAAAGUGAUGGCUGAAAGACAGCAUGAUCGACGCUUUUGCGAUACCUAGGUUAGAUUGAAUAAGGAAAGGAUACAUUAUCUGCUCAUUAUAUGACACAAAAACAACAACGUACCCACAUACAAAUCACCACCCAUGCACUAACGCACACAGACCACAAGUUACUACUUUCUUUUCUUCAGCCACACUGGGUGUUCUUGAUCUCCUUUUAUAACUUCGAGUUCCGUUAUAGGAUCUAUGCUAUCUAUGCGUUUCUGUUUCGCUUAGUGUUCCGUGAAGUGGAAAUAAACGUUCAA
Molecule: messenger RNA, 639 nt
Organism: Amphibalanus amphitrite
Lineage: Eukaryota; Metazoa; Arthropoda; Thecostraca; Balanomorpha; Balanidae
Product: neuropeptide-like protein 31
Exons: 2
Coding region: 66-293 (75 amino acids)
Source: RefSeq, a predicted model, not a curated record